GAUAUUUUAUGUAAAUAAAAAAUACGCCACCGCACCCGGCUUGGUGUGAAACUGUGUAUUAACAGCGUUUGGACUCUUCUUGGUCCUGACUUGGAGACAUCAUUUGGGAUUUUUGUCUAGCUUCGUCAUAUUUGUCGCCCUGAGGCUGAGGGAAUAACUAAUUCUGGAAUCUGGAUUAUCAACUUGUAUACAAAAGUUGCAGAAUCUACGGCUGUAAAAGGUGAGCAUUGGCAAGAAAUAUAAAUUGGAGCCUGUGUUGUAUGGAGAAUGUGUUGUUUGGAAUCCAGUAGAUGAGACAACCAUUUAUCAACAUGGAUGGUACUGAGUUCAAAAACUGGUUAUGUCACAUGGAGAAAACAUUUGUUCAAGACCUGAAUAAUGAGCAGCGUUGCUCAGCAUUAGACUGUCUUAUUGCAUCAUCGGGGGAUGUACAACUCCGCCAUUUAUCCACUAGAUUGGAAGGACUCUUGAAAAGGGAUUUUUUGCGACUUUUGCCCAAGGAACUAGCAAACUAUUUGUUGUCUUGGCUUGAUCCUAUAACUCUUGGAAGAUGCUGUCAAGUCAGUCAUCACUGGAACAAAAUGGUGACAGAGUGUACAGAGGCGUGGCAACAGUCUUGCAGGGUCCUUGGAAUCCAAGUUCCAGAGGACCCUGACGAGGGUACCUGCGGGAGUAGAAUCAAGAAUGGACUUCACUGGAAGACAGUCUAUCAAAAGGCUCUCUGGAGGCUGAAACAGCUGAGAGAUGGAUCUGCGUUUGAUAGUACAACUCUACAAGGACACACAGCACGUGUCUACUCCUUGCACUACAGGGAUGGGAAAGUAGCCUCAGGCUCAGAUGAUCUAACUGUCCGUUUAUGGGAUGUUGCCAGCGGUAAAUGCUUGAAGGUUCUUCAGACGCACACUGUAGCUGACAUCAAAUUUGACGAUCUCAAGGUCAUAACUGCAUCUUUUGAUAAUACUAUUGCCUGUUGGGAUCUUAUUAGUGGUGAAAGAUUACAGCAAUUUUCAGGACAUUCAGGGGCAGUUUUUAGUAUAGACUACAGUGACAAGCUGGAUCUUCUAGUUAGUGGCUCUGCAGAUGAAACUGUCAAGCUUUGGAGGCUAAGUGAUGGAAAUCACAUUACAACUCUUAACGGUCAUAGUGACUGGGUUAUACAGGUUUUAAUGCAGAUCUGUAUAGUAGAGUCUGAGAAGGUCCAGUGUGGUGAUCAUGUGAUUCUCACCAUGGAUAAGACUGUUAUCAAGGUAUGGCCUAUAUCAUCAUCGAGGGAAAUUGAAUGUGCUGCAAUGCUGACCUAUCCUAGUGAAGACUCAAGAGGGCAGCUUCUUCUUCCAAGGCUUCAGUUUGAUGGAAAAAUUGUGGCAUGUUCAUCAGAUAUUGGCAUCAUGCUUUGGGACUUUGCCACACUAGACUUGGUCAGGUUGAUAAGUCCACCAGAAUUAGCCCCUACCUAUCAGCUUGGCACUUCCUUCUUGGUUAGCAUGGGGCGUGUCUUCACGCUCAGCUUAGAUCCACAGAAUCUUCACAUUAUAUACACCCAGACACAGUCUAUUAUGUCGUCAUGGAAACUACCCAUCUACAGACGCUCCAAAAGAGGAUCAAACUUUGUAGCUGGUUGUGAUAACUGGUUAUGCGGGUUGAUGCCUCAACAAGAAGAAGGUUUGGUCUUUGCUACCAGCAUGCCAGAUCAUAGCAUACAUCUUGUUAGGUGGAGAACGGUCACAAGAUGACAGUAACAGGUAAAAUUCUUUCAUCGGAACAGUGGGUCCUGAACGUUCGGCCUUGACAGAGAGUUGGGGGGGAUGGGGGAUUGCGCAGACCUGCCAACCAGUACGUUUUAGCCGUAUUUAGUACGAUUUUGCAACCAAAAUACGGCAGUACGAUUUUUCUUUGAAAAAUAUGUUUUUUUUUACUAAAUCGUAAUUUAUUGAAAAAAAUAAUCUCUAUAUGUCUCUAUUUCAUAAAACGUACACAAAUAUGGUUAUUAGAUCAAUGUAAUUUCAGGUAACUUAUUUUUUUUCAAUCAUUUUGUUAAAACCAGAGGUUGGCAGGUCUGCAUAUUGAUCUCACACGGUAAAAAUACUGAUUUUUUUUGGUCAAAAUACUGAUUUGGGGGGAUAAGAAUACUGAAAAUGCAAAAUACAACUUGGCAGCUCUGAUUCUGCAGAUACAGAAGUACAUAGUGACUAGAUUACUUUGGCUGCUUCUUAUUUUACACAGAGAGUUUGGAGUCUAGUCUAGUCUUGGAGUCUUCUUUCAGUGCAUGGUAUAAUUUGUUGGAGUAUCAAAUUUGAAUCUGUGCUGCAGACUGAUGUUAUGAUCAGAACAAUGAUCCGGUGCCAUUAUACAGUUGAAUCUGCCUCAUCAGGCAUCCAUAUAUAUAAAAUGAAUGAUGGGGAAGUUUUGAGACCAUGGCUCCUUCAGAUCAUCUAAAGACUAACAUAUUAUUUACAAUUUGGAUAAUCCAGAGCAUUAAUUUCAAGAAAUUUGGUAGCAUUGAAAAAAAAAAAUCAUAUCUAUGUUCAUACUAGAAUUAAUUGUAUGUUUCAUGAAAAUCUUGAAAUUUGAUUGGCUGAUAAACCAUGUUACCAUGGUACAUGUAGUUGCAAUAGUUACAACGUUACAAUAGUUGUAACCAGGCCCCAGAUGCUACCAACAUUUUGUUUAUCCAUUAGAAGCUAAAAUAAGCCCUCAUUAAUAUUAAUGAAGGCUCAUGAAUUAUGUAUUUUGUACGAUGCUCCCUUGUCAACUGUGGUUUAGUACGUGUAUUAGACGAUACGCACAUCAGCGCAGUGAAAUAGGUCAACUUGGCAAAUUCAUUAAUGUAUUCAUUUUGUUGCGCGCUCGUGACGCGAACAAUUCAGCGAAUCAGCAAGCGCAAAUUUGAGACGAUACGUUGCGUGCUAUAAAGUAUCGAUAUCACAAGCGAUAUCACUUAAAAACAAAGCAUCGUUUGUAUUGCGUCUUUUGGGCAUGUAUUAUUGGUUGUUUUUUUAUUGAGAAUAGGCGCAUGCUUAAAAUGUAAGAUGAAAAGAGUAGAUCAAGUCGUGAUUAGGUAAAUACAUAUGUAGGUCUCCAUCCCAAAAUUUUCAAUGUUAAGAUAUACAGCAAUCUUAGUUUCUAACAAAUAUAAAGAAUCUCGACUCUAAAUAGCCGGCAGAGACCACGGAAAGAACUUGAAGGUGGCGGUUGCACUGACCCAAAAGUUUUGUUUUCUUUUUUGGGGGGCGGGGGGUGGGGGCAGAACAUGCAUAUUACAAUUUGAUGGUAAUUUUCACUGGUUGAGUAUGGUUUAAUACUGAAAAAAAUAACUGUCACCACUAAAAGAGUACAUUUCUUGUUAC
This is a messenger RNA of Lytechinus pictus (painted urchin), 3347 nucleotides long. RefSeq names its product F-box/WD repeat-containing protein 2-like. Bases 291 to 1733 code for a protein of 480 amino acids. Gene Ontology annotation, molecular function: protein binding. NCBI's taxonomy places the organism in Eukaryota, Metazoa, Echinodermata, Echinoidea, Temnopleuroida, Toxopneustidae. The record is from RefSeq and is a predicted model, not a curated record. The transcript has 9 exons.